AUGCCAUCUCCAUCCACGAUCCCGCCUUCGGAGCGCAUUCGCGAAUUGACCAACAUCAACGCUGAUGUCGCCGGUCUCCUUACCUCUGCCAGCCAUGCCGUCGGCGCACUCACCACCUCGACAGCUUCUGAGAGCAUGCCAGAUACCGCUGAAGGCCAACGGGAAGCCUUUGUGGCUGCAGCGCAGGAGUUCCUCCACGGUCUCCAGGGCGUCGCUGCACGACUCCGACGUCAGGCAGUGGCGCUGGAGGAAGCGGGAAUUAUUACACCAGACGCGCUGAGAGAAGAGGGCGUGAGCGUGCGAAAUGGUGGGCUUGGUGGAUUCGAUGUGGGCUGGUUAAAUAGCCGAGGCGACAAGGUCGGGCGGGACAAGGAGGGCGAGUUGGUGGCCGAGGCGAGGGAUUUGCUGAAGGAAGUGUUGGAGAAGAAGGAGGGUGGAGGGUGA
This is a messenger RNA of Ramularia collo-cygni, 444 nucleotides long. RefSeq lists its product as uncharacterized. The transcript has a single exon. Gene Ontology annotation, cellular component: mediator complex. Gene Ontology annotation, biological process: regulation of transcription by RNA polymerase II. NCBI's taxonomy places the organism in Eukaryota, Fungi, Ascomycota, Dothideomycetes, Mycosphaerellales, Mycosphaerellaceae. The record is from RefSeq and is a predicted model, not a curated record. Gene Ontology annotation, molecular function: transcription coregulator activity. The coding region runs from base 1 to 444 and encodes 147 amino acids.